GCAGGUAGGUGGAGCCAGCACAUUGUGCAAAUCUUACGCAAGAAUCGCGGAAUCCUGAUCAACCGCAGAGAGGCAAUAAUGUGGGCGAUGGCGUGUCGGCGUUACUCCUGUGUUUUUUCCAAGGUAGAGCGCUAAAGAGAGAUGGGCGUGACAACGGGCUGUCUGGACCACGAAUAGUCUCCGGGAGGAAAGAGCAUCUCGCAGUCUCCGAUGUACCCGAUGACAACGGAGAGGCAAUGCCGACUGUCGGGUCCAAUGGUUGUUCCAUCCAACAUACCUUCGCAGGUGGUGUUUUAACAACGGCACGACGUCCGAUAUUGAGGCCGCACGGGGAUUGACACAAUCCAAAAGGGAAUAAAAAAAUCUAACGGACCUCCUUCGGCACACAUUAGCGGCUGUGAGCCCACAUUGUGGCCGGCGGGCAUGGUUUUGGAGGGUAGCUCGGAGGCCCUGUGUCCCCCGCCCUCACUGGAGCUGCGCCCGUCCUGCAACAAGAGCCAGCCCUCGCCUCCCCUGGGCUCAUGCUCCACGCCCCACGACGGACUCUUCCCCGGGGACAAGGAGCCCGUCAAAUACGGGGAGCUCAUCGUCUUAGGGCACAAUGGUUCCUUGGCCAAUGGGGACAAGGGGCGAAGGAGAAGUCGCCUGGCCCUCUACAAGAGACCCAAAGCCAACGGGGUCAAACCUGAUGUCAUCCACAAUGUCUCCACCCCUCUGGUGUCAAAGGCCCUCAGCAACAAAAGCCAGCACAGCAUCUCUUACACCCUGUCCAGGAGUCACUCGGUCAUUGUAGAGUACACUCAUGACACCAACACAGACAUGUUUCAGAUCGGGCGUUCUACAGAGAGCAUGAUUGACUUUGUGGUGACGGACACAGCGGGCAGCAGCACCAGUGGUGGUGGCGGUGGGUGGCAGGUCCAGGGGGCGGCAGGCGAGGGGGUCGGAGGAGGAGGAGGGGGGCAGUCGGCCCAGAGCACAAUCUCCCGCUACGCGUGCCGCAUAAUGUGCGAGCGCAACGCCCCUUACACGGCCCGCAUCUACGCCGCCGGCUUCGACUCCUCCAAAAACAUCUUCCUGGGGGAGCGGGCUGCCAAAUGGCGAACGUCAGACGGCUUGAUGGACGGCCUGACCACCAAUGGCGUGCUGGUGAUGCACCCGGCGGGAGACUUUGUGUCGGAGCCGGCGCCAGGCGUGUGGCGGGAGAUCUCGGUGUGCGGGAACGUCUUCGCCCUGCGGGAGACGCGCUCGGCCCAACAGAGGGGAAAAUUGGUGGAGAACGAGUCCAACACCCUGCAGGACGGCUCUUUGAUUGACCUGUGCGGUGCCACCCUCCUGUGGCGUACCCCGAUGGGCCUGCGCCGCACCCCCACCCUCAAGCAGCUGGAGUCCCUCCGCCAGGAGCUGAAUGCCGCCCGGCCCCAGUGCCCCGUGGGUUUUAACACCCUGGCCUUCCCCAGCCUGGCCCGGCGAGAGAUUGUUGACAAGAAGCAGCCCUGGGUCUAUGUCAACUGUGGUCACGUGCACGGCUACCACAACUGGGGCUACCGGAAAGACAAGGGCCACAACGUGGGCCCCGGGGGGACGGCUCCGGCGAGUACCGGGGAGAGGGAGUGCCCCAUGUGCCGGCGCGUGGGCCCCUACGUGCCCCUGUGGCUUGGCUGCGAGGGCGGGCUGUACCUGGACGCUGGGCCACCGACGCACGCCUUCUGCCCCUGCGGCCACGUGUGCUCUGAAAAAACUGUGGCGGGCUGGAGCCAAAUCCCGCUGCCGCACGGAACGCACGCCUUCCAUGCCGCAUGCCCCUUCUGCGGCACCUGGCUGACGGGCGAGCAGGGGCACAUCAAACUCAUCUUUCAGGGGCCCGUCGACUGAGGCCGGAGCUGAGUGGCUGAGAUAAGGGGCAGGCUAGAGGGAAGGUGGACUGGGGAAAUGUCUAAAAGGACUGUCUGUAAGGAAACGUGAAGGGACAAAAAUAGCCAAGACUGUCGAAAUGACGAUGGCCUGAACCGAAGAAGAGAGGCAAACGUGAUGGAAGUAGAUGAUGCAUAAAUGGCAUUUGAGUUGUAUUUGGGGAAGAUGUAAAUAAAAGGUGUUGAAAUGAA
Molecule: messenger RNA, 2102 nt
Organism: Oncorhynchus mykiss (rainbow trout)
Lineage: Eukaryota; Metazoa; Chordata; Actinopteri; Salmoniformes; Salmonidae
Product: E3 ubiquitin-protein ligase pellino homolog 1
Biological process (GO): regulation of Toll signaling pathway; protein K63-linked ubiquitination
Molecular function (GO): ubiquitin protein ligase activity; protein binding
Source: RefSeq, a predicted model, not a curated record